CACAAAAAGGUAAUCUAGUGAGACAUAUGAGAGUUCAUAAAAAGGAGACUCCAUAUAACUGUGAGUUUUUCAACAAAGGAACAUCUGAGAAAGGUCAUAUAUUAAUGGAUAUGAGAGUGCAUACAAAGGAGAAGUCAUACAGCUGUGAUAUUUGCAACAAGACCUUCUCACGGAAAGCUCAUGUAGUGAGCCAUAUGAAAGUACAUACAAAGGAGAAGCCAUAUAACUGUGAUAUUUGCAAUAAGGCCUUCGCAACAAAAAGCGACUUAAUAAGGCAUAUCAUAAUACAUACAAAGGAGAAACCAUACAGAUGUGAUAUCUGCAACAAGGCCUUCUCACAGAAAACUAGUCUAGUGAACCAUAUAAGGUUACAUACAAAGGAGAAGCCAUACAGCUGUGAUAUUUGCAAGAAGGCCUUCUCACGGAAAGAUAAACUAGUCAGUCAUAUGAGAGAACAUACAAAGGACACGUUAUAAAACUGUGAGAAUGGCUAAUCUACCUA
Penaeus monodon (black tiger shrimp) is the source of this 502-nucleotide messenger RNA. RefSeq names its product zinc finger and SCAN domain-containing protein 22-like. The coding region runs from base 27 to 476 and encodes 149 amino acids. Gene Ontology annotation, biological process: regulation of transcription by RNA polymerase II. The record is from RefSeq and is a predicted model, not a curated record. Gene Ontology annotation, molecular function: RNA polymerase II cis-regulatory region sequence-specific DNA binding; DNA-binding transcription factor activity. The transcript has a single exon. Lineage: Eukaryota; Metazoa; Arthropoda; Malacostraca; Decapoda; Penaeidae.